AUGGAUCGAGCAUCGCCGGAUUUGGUCAGUGAUGAAGGUAAGGUUUUGGGUAAUUAAAUUAGUAUGUAUUAGCUAUAUUUUUACGAAUUUUUAUUAAUUCGUGUUUGGUAGAAAAUUAUUUAUGAUGAUUUGAAAUUUGAGAAGAUCUACCUUAUCAUAGGUUAUAUUCUAAUCGAUUUUUCGCUAAUUUAUCGACAAUUAUAUUGAAUUUCCUUUUCCAAUAAGAUACUCUGAUACCUACUUGAACUUUUUAAACCAAAAUGAAGGUUUUAGAAUCACUAAUCCACGUGUUAUGUUGUUUUAGGUGAGGAAAGGCCAGCUGGCAGUGGGAAUUUGGUUUGCCUGGUUUGUGGAGAUACAGCGACCGGUCGACAUUAUGGUUCAGUAGCUUGUAAUGGUUGUAAAGGGUUUUUUCGACGUACUAUCAGAAGGAACUACAAAUAUACGUGUCGAUUUAGCGGAAAUUGCCAAAUUGAUAAACGUAUGUUGUACUUGAUGGUGUAUAUUUAAAUUUAUCUUUCUUGCUGAAGAUCAACGUGUUAUUUGGAAAAUUUUAUAUUUUUAUGAAGCUAAAACCUCGCUUUAUCUACUCCAAUAUUAAUAUUUGGUUAAUAAUAACAUUUUUGCAGAUAAUCGAGCAGUUUGUCGCGCCUGUCGUUAUGCAAGAUGUAUAAGAUACGGGAUGAAAGUUGAUGGUAAGAAAAAAUUUUUUUAAAUGUUUAUGAAUGUUUAGCGGUACAAAAUGAACGUGAUCUCAUUGGAAAACGGCCAAGAACUCAAUCGGCAAACGGGGGAGGGACUGCUUCACCUCCGAACGGGCCUGCUCAAGCAAAUUCGGCCGCUUCACCGACUGGUAUUAACUGUGCCAACUUCUUUAAUAGUGACAGCAACGGUCCUGGGUUAGUUUAUUGUUUUGUGGAUGUUUGCGAUGGUUAGGGGUUGUUUUUCUAAUGUUUUUAAGAGUUUUUGCUCAUGGAUAAUAUCGCAGAUCGUUUUGGUCGAAAUUUUUUUAAUUUUGUGAGGGUUUUUGACAUUUUUGGAUAAAAAAUUAAUUUAAAAUGAAGGCUUUACAUUUUUUAGGUUAUUUUUAAGCAUUAGAAGUUCAAAGUCUUCAAGUUUUAUCUAAUUUCAGGUCGAUUCCAACUACCUCAACGUCGACCGACCCGUGGGAGUCGCCCAAGGCAUUGUUGGAACUGUUGUUGCGUUCGGAGGAGAAGGAGAAGAAUUUGCGGGCUACAGUAAUAAAGGAAACGGGAAAACUCGAGUUUACAACCAAGAACGAACCGGUACGAUGUUGUUAUUGAUGUUAAUAAUUGAUGUUGUUAUGAUAGCGAUUAUUUAUGGGGAAUUUGAAAAAUUUUGCGGGAAAAGGAGUUUUGAAAGUGCAGAAAUGGAUUGAUUUCUUUGCUUAAGUAAAUUUAAAUAUUUUAGCGCUUUUCAUCGACCACGAGUCGUAAAAAGGCCACUUAUAAUGACAUUCUUCAUUCACUGCACAGUCAAUUGUUGUUGGUCAUUGAAUGGGCCAAAACUCUUCGUCCGUUUGCUGAAUUAUCGACUGAAGAUCAAACUGCAUUGUUGAAGAACUUUGCUUCGCAACAUAUCGUGUUAUGUGUGGCAUAUCGGUCGAUUAACACUUGUGACAUGUUACAAUUGAUCAAUGACACUUGUAUUCCGAGGGCUAGUGGAAGAACUGAGUAGGUUUUGGGUUGAAAAGAAAGGUUUGGCUAGUUUGAGGUCUGGAAUGAAAGUUUUUUUGUGAUUUUUUGUUUUGUAAAUAAAGUUUUUGUAAUUUUUUGUUUUGUAAAGAAAGUUUUUGCAUUUUUUAUUUUGUAAAGAAAUUUUUUGUAAUUUUUUGUUUUGAAAAGAAAGUUUUUGCUAUUUUUUGUUUUGAAAAGAAGUUUUUUGCGACCUUUUGUAUUGUAAAGAAAGUUCUUGCCAUUUUUUUGUUUUGUAAAGAAAGUUUUCGUCAUUUUUUGUUUUGUAAAGAAAUUUCUUGCAUUUUUAAAAAAAUUCUAUUUUCAGUGACUUCUACUCGAAGGACUGUGACAGAGUGAUGGACACUCUGGUAGCACCAAUGAGAUUCCUCCAAAUGGACGAUGUUGAGUUUGUCACAAUGAAGGCUUGUGUCCUAUUCGAUCCGGUAGCCAAAGGCUUGUCGAACGAAAGUGUAAUGAAAGUUUUGGACACAAGGCGGAAGAUCUUCUCGGCUUUGGAAUUUUAUGCCAGAAGCAAGAAUGGCGAAGGAUCGAGUCGAAUUGGUGAUUUGACUUUCUUCAUCUUGUCACCAUUGCAGGUAUGGAGGAGGUGUUAGGUUUUAGGCUUAAGCUUUUAGGCUUAGGUUCUAGGCUUAGGCUUCUAGGCUGAGGAUCCUAGGCCUAGGCUUAGGCUUCUAGACUUAGGCUUCUAGGCUUAGGCAUAUAGGCUUCUAUUCUUAGGUUUAUACUUGGUUUUAAAAUUUUUAGCUUUUUGAAAUUUUUUUUCGAAAUUUUUUAAAUUUUUUAGAGCUUGGCCAAGUCCAUCUCCGAAGACAUUUUGGUCUCGAAGCUCUCGGGAAUGGCCCGCAUCGAUAUGCUAAUGGAAGAACUGAUCCUCGAAGACACCGAGCCAAAACAACGAACUCCAUUAAGCCUACAACGAUCGCUAUCAGAAACCGAAGAUCCAAAUUUCAACGAAUUUCCAGCUCCAAUGUCUGCCAACUCCGAGCCACAACUAUCACAACAACCGACAUACGAUGACAGUAUGGUAUACCCAACGUCGGUUACGGUAGGAUCAGCCCCAACUGAUAUACAAUUGCCACCCAAGAAUGCUAUACCCGCGAUGAAAAGCGAAAUGUCACCGAUUCAUCAGUACGAAAUGAUGUCAACACUGUCGUCUUACGUGUUUGGAGGGACGCUGCAGAGGUAGGCUUUGGGGUUUAGCUUUAGGCUUAAUUUCGGUUAUUAGGCUUAGAAAAUGAUUUUUAGGCUUAGGAAUUGAUAUUUAGGCUUAAAAUGGAUUUCAGGCUUAGAAAUUUAUUUUUAGGCUUAGAAAAUGUUUUUUAGGCUCAUCAAUUGAUAUUUAGGCUUAAAAUGGUUUUUAGGCGUAGAAAAUUAUUUUUAGGUUUAUAAAAUGAUAUUUAGGCUUCGGAAUUGAUUUUUAGGCUUAGAAACUGAUAUUUUGCCUUAGGAAUUGAUUUUUAGGCUUAAAAUGGAGUUUUAGGCUUAGGAACUGAUUUUUAGACUCAGAAGGUGAUUUUUAUGCUUAGGAAUUGAUUUUUAGGCUUAAAAUGGAUUUAGGAUUAGAAAUCUAUUUUUAGGCUUAGAAUAUGAUUUUUAGUCUUAAAAAUCACUUUUAGGCUUAGAAAAUAAUUUCGGGGCUAAAAAUGUCUUUUUAGACUUAAAAAAUUAUAUUUAGGCUUAGCAAAGUAUUUUUAGGCCCCACCAUUACCUUUAACAACCUAUAAUCUUCCAUUUCAGCCCCCUAUCCCCCUCGAACGAUGUAAUGUUUUCAUCGGCCGCCAACGUCGUUUCCCCAUCCGAUAUGACCGACAGCAGAGUGACGAGUCAAUCAACGCUGGAAGACCUUAGCCUAUUAUCCUCCACCUCGCCUCAACAAUGGCCACAACCUUUGCCCAUGACCUCAGGUCGUCUAUCGACUCAAAUCAACUACAACAACACCCCCAACGUCCAAUCGCCCAGCAACAUGUACAUGCCUCAGGCGUUUUAG
Bursaphelenchus okinawaensis is the source of this 3705-nucleotide messenger RNA. The record is from the annotation of a GenBank genome assembly. NCBI's taxonomy places the organism in Eukaryota, Metazoa, Nematoda, Chromadorea, Rhabditida, Aphelenchoididae.